AAAAAAAAAAAAACGGUCAGCUUUGGCAAUGUAACAGGAAAGUCAUGUCACCAAAACCCCUUUUCUGUAAAAUUUCUUUGGCAUGAGUUGGGGCACUUAAAUCUAUCUCUAAUUUUAUGUACUUAGAGAAUGAGGAGUGGGGCUCUUUUCUCCAGCAUUAACCUCAGCAAUUGUGAAAUGCGUGCAAUACCUAUUCCCAAGUUAAGAUUUGCUCAUUUUUCAAGAACUGAUUAUGUUAAAAAUCAACAUCAGUAAUAACCCAAAGCAGGAGUCUAAAUAUAAAAGAAAAUUACUUGUAUCAACUAAGGAGGCUGCCUCAUGUGUUUGGAGGACUUGAGUGUUUGCUUACUAUAGUAGUUUAAAAACAGUUUUUCAGUUAACAUCUUUCCCACAUAAUGGAGAUGUCAGGGGAGGUUUGCAUGAUUGUGUAAAUGGCCAGAAGUUGUUUAUGUAGCUUGGCACUGCUGAGACAUGCACAGGAAGGCUGAGCUCUGUAAAAUCUCCCCGGGCUUUUAUUUUUUCCCUUAGGGAGAGAAACUCGGUCUCUUUUGAGGUUGCAGGAAAUGGAUUCUGGUUGAGCUUCACCGGGUUGCCUCUCUGCCUGUCAGAUUCCCUUUAGGAGGGGACCAAGGGGGCUCAGACUUCCUUUUCAGGAUUUGGAGUUGGGGUGAAGGGAGCCAUUUCUGCGAGAAAACAGAGUCCCGUGGAAUGACCACAGCACUGGCAUUAUCUACUGUACCAGAUUUUGAAUGACGAGGCUUUUAAAUAUGUUCCCACACACCACAAAUUGAUCCUUGUCUCUAUUUUAUCGCAAAUGUUUCCUCCGCUCUACCCUCAUGCGAAUUCCAGCUUGAAAGUACAUUGCACCCAUAAGGACAGGUCCCUUACAGUCUGUCUGGCCAAUGUCCUAAGAACAAGCCACAUCCUUCCACAUCCCAAGUUCAGUGUUACCUACUAUUGCUCACCCCAAACCCAUGCGCAGCAAUUUUCAGGUCAGUUUUGGUAUCCCUGGCCAGGCCACCUUAAAGCUCCCCCCCGGAUUCCAUAUGUGCAGGAAGUCAGAUGCAAGUCUUUCUUCCUUGUUCCCCGAUACUCAGGUGGCAAAGGAAGAUACCAUCCUCUCCAUGUACCCCUGCACAAACACACCCUUUGUGUCCCUCUACAGGAACUAGACAUUCAGUCCUGUCUGGCAAUGCUCCCUUUACCAGUGUCCAGCUUGGGGAAUCAGGGUCUCCUCCCCAAAGCAGGCUGUGCAGGAGCUACGCUCGGGGGCGCGCUGCGGCUGGUGGAGCACUGAGCAUGCCCAGCUCCGCAGAGCGCGGCUCCCGCCCUCCCCUAGCUUCUCUCACUCCCCGCGAGUCUUCUCCUGAAGGCUGCUAGCCAGCCAGCUGCUGCCUGAACUCCGGUGCGCCGGGUUUUUAGAGCUGCCAGAAGCGCGAGGAGGGAGGGGGGCGCGCAGCAGCCACAGAGCUCUGGGUUCAUAACCGGGAUUGGUCGCAAGUAGGGAGCUUUUGCCACUCCACUGGGACUCUGGGACGCUGGUGGCAUCGCGCGCCGGGUUCUCCUAAGAGCUGCUCUGGGUGCCUCGGAUUCAUUUGGCAUUGUAGGAUUUCUCACUGAGGAAAUUCUGCUAGAGAUCACUUGGAAAUUUCUGCAGCUUGGUGUCCGAGAAUCAAGUUCUUCAGACUGAGCUGAAGGAAGCAGUACAUGUGGAUUCUGGGUGAAAAGAAAGGGGCAAGCAAACUUUAGCUCCUGACAGAAGCUGGAGACAUUAUGAGAAUGACACACAUGGUUUCUGUUCCGAUCACCUGGGGAAAGGACGUCAUCAGGCAUCAACUUCCAGCAGAGACUGAGAGUGACAGGAGCAGCCGUUGAGAGAAGGCACCUAACUGGCUCUGGAUUAUUGGCACAUAGUAACUCCACAGCAUGUGGCUCUCAGAGCUGCCCUAAAAGGUGAUGAUGGGAAAAUAAGCUGAAAUAUCAAAUGUAUGUAGAUGCAGUAUUUACAAUGCAGCAGUUGGCCAUGUUCUAUUAAAGGUUGCACAAAACUUGAAAGGAGCAGAAGCAGCGGUUCUAUUCACUUGUUAUUGGACUUGAAACUCCUUUGACCUCGGAAACUGAAGAUGAGGUUGCCAUGGGAACUGCUAGUGCUGCAAUCAUUCAUGUUGUGCCUUGCAGAUGAUUACACCCUGCAUGGCCCAGUUUUCAUUCAAGAACCAAGUAAUAUAAUGUUUCCUUUGGAUUCAGAAGAGAAGAAAGUGAAACUCAGUUGUGAAGUUAAAGGGAAUCCAAAACCUCACAUCAGGUGGAAGUUAAAUGGAACAGAUGUUGACAUUGGUAUGGAUUUCCGCUACAGUGUUGUUGAAGGCAGCUUGUUGAUCAAUAACCCCAAUAAAACCCAAGAUUCUGGAACGUACCAGUGCAUAGCAACAAACUCGUUUGGAACAAUUGUAAGCAGAGAAGCAAAGCUUCGGUUUGCUUAUCUUGAAAACUUUAAGACAAGAACAAGAAGCACAGUGUCAGUUCGUCGAGGCCAGGGAAUGGUACUUCUGUGCGGCCCACCACCCCAUUCUGGAGAGCUGAGCUAUGCCUGGAUCUUCAAUGAAUACCCUUCCUAUCAGGAUAACCGCCGCUUUGUUUCUCAAGAGACUGGGAAUCUUUAUAUUGCAAAAGUAGAAAAAUCCGAUGUUGGGAAUUACACCUGUGUAGUUACCAAUACUGUGACGAACCACAAGGUCCUGGGACCACCCACACCACUAAUCCUGAGAAAUGAUGGGGUGAUGGGUGAAUAUGAGCCCAAAAUAGAAGUACAGUUUCCAGAAACAGUCCCUGCUGAGAAAGGAACAACAGUCAAGCUGGAAUGCUUUGCCUUAGGAAACCCAGUCCCAACUAUUCUGUGGCGGAGAGCUGAUGGGAAGCCGAUAGCAAGGAAAGCCAGAAGACACAAGUCAGAUGGAAUUCUGGAAAUUCCCAACUUUCAGCAGGAAGAUGCUGGCUCCUAUGAAUGUGUGGCUGAAAACUCUAGAGGCAAAAACAUAGCAAAGGGGCAGUUAAUUUUUUAUGCUCAACCUAAUUGGGUUCAAAAAAUAAAUGACAUCCACGUGGCCAUGGAAGAGAGUGUGUUCUGGGAAUGUAAAGCAAAUGGGAGGCCCAAGCCUACUUACAGGUGGCUAAAAAACGGUGACCCACUGUUAACACGGGAUAGAAUACAAAUCGAGCAAGGAACACUCAACAUAACAACAGUGAAUCUCUCAGAUGCUGGCAUGUACCAGUGUGUGGCAGAGAAUAAACAUGGAGUUAUCUUUUCCAGCGCUGAGCUUAGUGUAAUAGCUGAAAGUCCAGAUUUCUCAAGAACACUCUUGAAAAGAGUGACACUUGUCAAAGUGGGAGGUGAAGUUGCCAUUGAGUGUAAGCCAAAAGCAUCUCCAAGACCUGUCUACACCUGGAGAAAGGGAAGAGAAAUAUUAAGAGAAAAUGAAAGAAUUACCAUUUCUGAAGAUGGAAACCUCCGAAUCAUCAACGUGACUAAAUCGGAUGCUGGAAGUUACACCUGUAUAGCCACUAACCAUUUUGGAACUGCCAGCAGUACUGGGAAUGUGAUCGUGAAAGAUCCAACAAAAGUUAUGGUUCCCCCUUCCAGCAUGGAUGUCACUGUUGGAGAAAGCAUUGUUCUUCCAUGUCAGGUGACACAUGAUCACUCCCUGGACAUUGUGUUUACUUGGUCAUUUAACGGACACUUGAUAGACUUUGACAAAGAUGGAGACCACUUUGAAAGAGUUGGAGGGCAGGAUUCAGCUGGUGAUUUGAUGAUCCGAAACAUUCAACUGAAGCAUGCUGGGAAAUAUGUCUGCAUGGUCCAAACAAGUGUGGACAAACUCACUGCUGCCGCCGACCUGAUUGUAAGAGGUCCUCCAGGUCCUCCAGAGGCUGUAACCAUAGAUGAAAUCACAGACACCACUGCUCAGCUUUCUUGGAGACCUGGACCUGACAACCACAGCCCCAUCACCAUGUACGUCAUCCAAGCUAGGACUCCAUUCUCCGUGGGCUGGCAAGCAGUCAGUACAGUUCCAGAACUUGUUGAUGGGAAGACCUUCACAGCAACUGUGGUGGGUUUGAACCCCUGGGUUGAAUAUGAGUUCCGCACCGUUGCAGCUAAUGUGAUUGGCAUUGGGGAGCCCAGCCGGCCCUCAGAGAAACGGAGAACAGAAGAGGCUCUCCCUGAAGUCACCCCAGCUAACGUCAGUGGUGGUGGAGGCAGCAAAUCUGAACUGGUUAUAACCUGGGAGACAGUCCCUGAGGAAUUACAGAAUGGCAGAGGCUUUGGUUAUGUGGUAGCCUUCCGCCCACAUGGCAAAAUGAUCUGGAUGCUGACGGUGCUGGCUUCAGCUGAUGCCUCCAGAUACGUGUUCAGGAAUGAGAGUGUGCGCCCAUUCUCUCCCUUUGAGGUUAAAGUGGGUGUCUUCAAUAACAAAGGAGAAGGCCCCUUCAGUCCCACCACGUUGGUGUAUUCUGCUGAAGAAGAACCAACCAAGCCACCAGCCAGUAUCUUUGCCAGGAGUCUUUCUGCCACAGAUAUUGAAGUUUUCUGGGCCUCCCCCAUUGGGAAGAAUAGAGGAAGGAUUCAAGGCUAUGAGGUAAAAUAUUGGAGACAUGAUGACAAAGAAGAAAAUGCUAGAAAAAUACGAACAGUUGGAAAUCAGACAUCUACAAAAAUCACUAACCUAAAAGGAAGUGCACUGUAUCACUUAGCUGUCAAGGCAUAUAAUUCAGCUGGGACAGGACCCUCCAGUGCGACAGUCAAUGUCACGACCAGAAAACCACCACCAAGCCAACCCCCUGGAAACAUCAUAUGGAAUUCUUCGGACUCCAAAAUUAUCCUGAACUGGGAUGAAGUGAAGGCCCUGGAUAAUGAGUCAGAAGUAAAAGGAUACAAAGUCUUGUACAGAUGGAACAGGCAAAGCAGCACGUCUGUCAUUGAAACAAACAAAACAUCAGUGGAGCUUUCUUUACCCUUCGAUGAAGAUUACAUCAUAGAGAUUAAGCCAUUCAGCGACGGAGGAGACGGCAGCAGCAGUGAGCAAAUCCGAAUCCCAAAGAUAACAAAUUCCUAUGCAAGAGGAUCUGGGGCUUCUACCUCCAACGCGUGUACGCUGUCAGCCAUCAGCACAAUAAUGAUCUCCCUCACAGCCAGGUCUAGUUUAUGACAAAAGUUAUCUAAAGGACUUGCUAUUUAUAAUAUAAGCAACAUUUAGCUAGUUGUUUUGAAGACACCCAGUACUAAGUAAUAUCGUUGUUCAAGUACAUCUUAUUACUGGAAAAAAAUGUUUUUUGCUUCGUUAGGAAUGGCAUUAUACAGUACUUUCUCAAAGCAAAUCUAGCUUUGUCUGAAGUUUCUUUGGAAACUCUGCAAUGCACUGAAGACAUCUGUAAUAUGAUGUUACCAAAGCAGUUUACAUAUGUCCUUAUAUGCAUAUUUUUUAUUAUAUAUUUAGUGUUUUAUAGAAUUUUUUAAAGUUAACAUAUAAUGUAGAUAUUGGUUUUUUUUCCUCUGCUGUAAAAUGCUCUGGGCAACACAACCACACAAUUAUGAUUUGAGAUGAUUUCCUUUAAGGACAGAGUUUGAAACUCAUCUCAGUAAAUGAAUUACAAAUGACUUGUACAGUUUUACAAGGAUCUAGUGACAAAACAGCUGGAGACUUGGUCUGUAACUCAAGGUUGCUGUAUAUAAAUUAUUCCUUGAAUGGUUAAUGCAUUGAAUUGAGUCCCUUUGACAUAUGUGAUAUGUUUUCCCACCCUGUUGUGAAUUUUGUUGUUCAACACAACUUGAGAUGGUUUCAGGAACUACAAAUCUCAAAAGCUACUCUUCCCAGUCCAAGAGGCACCUUGUGCAAUCCUCCCAUCCCUGAACUUAGUUAGCAUCGUCUGGUAAGACUUUAUUUGAGCAUCGUCUUUGUAGUAGCAUCAUCUUAGGCACUGAAUUUGAAGUUACAUAUCCUGUAGUAACAUAGACAAAAAGUUACUAUAGUCAAACAGGUCUUUCAUGGCAUAAAAGGUAAUUUUACUCUUUAGACAUAUCUGUUUUGAAUGUAAAUUUUUUAAUGAAUAAUUCUGUCAAUGAGUUUAUAAUUUCAAAUUUUCUUAUAGAUAACAUGAGUAACUGUAAUGAUAGAGUCCUUCUUUUGAAUGACAAUAACAUAUGUAAUUUGAAAAAAAUUUCCUAUUUCAGCAAAUAGCUGCUGCAAAGAAUUUUACAUAUGAAUCUAUAAAUUUUCAGUAGUACAAACGUAUUGUAUCUCGAUGUCUCCCCUGUUUUGCAGUAGCUAGUCUGGUUGCUUCUAAGCUUUACAUAAAUCUUAAAGUCAUACAAUGAAAGAUGGCAAUAUUGACAAAACCUUAUUCUUAUGAACAACUCUUUGCUAUAAUGGGGGAUGUUUUGUAAGCUGACAAGGGAAGAAUAUAGAAGGCAAUGAGAUUUUUAUAUGAAACUUUUCACGUUCAAACACAGAGUCACCUCUUUCUUCUUUCUUGGAGAGCUCAUGAUUGCCUGUAACUUGUCGUUUUUGCUUACACAUACCAUAGCUUUUCAACCUUCUAAUUAUAUUCAUCCAGUAAAGUCAUCAUCCGGAUUCCAUUUGUGUGAAAAUUAGGAUGGUAACAGGGAAAAUAUUGUCAGUAUUUCAGCUGCGUUCCUUCUUUAAUUUGAUAUGCUUUACUUCUAUGUUAAAAUAUGAUUUAAAAGUCACAUGCAAAAAAUCAACAUAAUAAUAAAAUGAAUGAAAAAAGCCUGAUAUCCCAGGUACUUCCCAACCCCAGUGUAAAUGAUAUCUAUCAGUGAUCUAGAAUAUGUAAUCUUUUUUAAAGUAUUGUUAAUAAAUAUUCUGUCAUUUGUAAAGA
Mesocricetus auratus (golden hamster) is the source of this 6894-nucleotide messenger RNA. RefSeq names its product contactin 4 (gene Cntn4). The record is from RefSeq and is a predicted model, not a curated record. Bases 2124 to 5204 code for a protein of 1026 amino acids. Gene Ontology annotation, biological process: cell-cell adhesion; brain development. The transcript is spliced from 27 exons. Gene Ontology annotation, molecular function: cell-cell adhesion mediator activity. NCBI's taxonomy places the organism in Eukaryota, Metazoa, Chordata, Mammalia, Rodentia, Cricetidae.